AUGACCCGAGCGAGCACCCCGACCGGGGCCGGGGGUGCCACCCUGUCCGCGCAUGGUGACCCUCUCAACCACAAAGCGGAGCCACCCGUGAGCUGUCCCGCGGGGGACCGCAUCUGGCAGACCAUUCGGGAGGAGGCGCAGCGCGACUCCGACUCCGAGGCCCUGCUUUCCAGCUUCCUGCACGCCAGCAUCCUGGCCCACGACUCCUUCCCUCGCGCCCUGGCCUUCAUCCUGGCCGCGCGGCUGGCAGACGCCACGCUGCUCCCCUCCGAGCUGUCGGAGAUUUUCCGCGCCGCGCUGGCCUCCCACCCGAGCAUCGUGGCCGCCGCGCUGGCCGACCUGGCGGCGGUGCGCGAACGUGACCCUGCCUGCUCCGGCCUCUCCCAGGCCCUGCUCUACUACAAGGGCUUCCACGCGCUGCAGGUGCAGCGCAUCGCGCACGUGCUCUGGCACCAGGGCCGGCGUAUGAUGGCCAGCGCGCUGCAGAGCCGCAGCAACGAGGUGUUCGCCGUGGACAUCCACCCCGCCGCGCGCAUCGGGGCGGGGGUGCUGCUGGACCACGGCACAGGGGUCGUCAUCGGCGCCACCGCUGUGAUCGGGGCCAACGUGUCCAUCCUCCAGAACGUCACCCUGGGAGGCACUGGCAAGGAGUCUGGGGACCGGCACCCCAAGAUCGGCGACUACGUGCUGAUCGGCGCUUCGGCCACGGUGCUUGGCAACAUCCGUGUCGGCGAGGGGGCGCAGAUCGCGGCCGGGUCCCUGGUGCUCAAGGAGGUGCCCCCGCACACUAUGGUGGCCGGCUCACCCGCCAAGGAGGUCGGCAAGAUCACGGGCCUGCCCUCCAUCCUGAUGGACCAGUGGAGCGAGUGCUGCCCCAGAGUCGUCGCCGAGCAAGCGGUGGACGCGCUUACGAGACCAGGCGGGGUGGAUGACUUUGUCAUCUGA
This is a messenger RNA of Auxenochlorella protothecoides, 945 nucleotides long. RefSeq names its product putative serine acetyltransferase 2. The record is from RefSeq and is a predicted model, not a curated record. NCBI's taxonomy places the organism in Eukaryota, Viridiplantae, Chlorophyta, Trebouxiophyceae, Chlorellales, Chlorellaceae. Gene Ontology annotation, molecular function: L-serine O-acetyltransferase activity. The coding region runs from base 1 to 945 and encodes 314 amino acids. Gene Ontology annotation, cellular component: cytosol; cytoplasm. The transcript is spliced from 6 exons.